Molecule: messenger RNA, 1222 nt
Organism: Bombina bombina (fire-bellied toad)
Lineage: Eukaryota; Metazoa; Chordata; Amphibia; Anura; Bombinatoridae
Gene: CFAP126
Product: cilia and flagella associated protein 126
Exons: 5
Coding region: 36-632 (198 amino acids)
Biological process (GO): cilium organization
Cellular component (GO): ciliary basal body
Source: RefSeq, a predicted model, not a curated record
CCUAUAUCUGCUGCAGCCCUCUGUAACUCUACCUAAUGGCUGCACAGUCUCCAAGCUUUGUCACAAUUUCCCUGAUUCCAGCCUCACACUCCUGGAUACUAGCCAGCAAGUUUUUGGAGUAUCAGAGUGCCUUCACUUCCUACAAACUGCAAAACUGGAGUAUCCCCAAAGCAUACAAGGAGCGUCCCUCUACCCAUGAUGGUCACACACAGUUCAUAACCAACGAUAGAGGUCAUCUACUGCCUGGAGUCCCAAAAUCAAAAGCCAGUCCAUGGGGAACAUUCAUUGGGACCUGGGAUAUACCCUUGAAAAUCCCACCUUCCAAACUUAACUUGACUUCCCGCUCUGCAAAUGCUUCUAAACGACUUGUAAACUGGAUCCAGAGUGCAACUCCUCUCAUUAGCGCUUGUAAUGGUCUGCAACCUCAAAUAACUGGCAAGGUAUCUCAAAGUGCAGACAACAUGGAAGAUAACCCUGUAAUCCACAAACCUAGUAAGAUGAUCAGUCAAGAGGAUACUCAUUUUUUAGAAGGAAAUGCCGGGAGAAACUCACAAGAGAGCCGACUAGGAACAUGUAAAGAGUUCCCAGAGAAGAUAGACAGUGGAGAGAAAGAAAGGUCUUUAUUGUGCUAAGGGAUGCAUGCUUGUUUUAGUGGAUGGGAUAGACUCUUUAUCACACCAGUAGCCAAACUAAUAAAAAAAAAAAAAAAAAAAAACACAUCAAUACCUUUUGAUUAAAUAAUCUCUGUUUUUUUAAAGUUUGUGGGUUGGUCUGGUAAAGACGAGUAAAGAUAUCUGAGAUAAAGUAUAAAUUAACUACUUGGUGAAAAAUACUAUAGGUACGUCUGGAUCAGGUAAGGCAUGUGCCUCAUUUGAAUAUGGUUAGGUACUAUGGGUUCUUAAUUCUCAGGAUAUUGGUGCAGUUCAGCACCUAUAAACGGUCAAGGACAACUGAUUGAUGGAGUUUAUACUUUAAUAUACUAAACAUUUUUUUUAUUUUUUUUUUGCUCUGCCUGGUCCAUAGUUCUUGUAAUCAAACAGAGCAGGAACUUUCAACUUUGUGGUUCAUAUCUAAUUCAAAACUCAAGCCAGAAUUACAAGUCAAUUAGUCAUUUAAUUUUACAACAACAAUCGGCUUCAUGAAAUCCUGUGUACCAAAAUGACAUUUCUUGACAUUGCUGAAGACCAAAUGCUAGUAAAAGAAUGUACUAUUUUUACCCCAA